Messenger RNA from Panicum virgatum (switchgrass), 1661 nucleotides. RefSeq names its product probable trehalose-phosphate phosphatase 7. Gene Ontology annotation, biological process: trehalose biosynthetic process. The record is from RefSeq and is a predicted model, not a curated record. The transcript has 4 exons. Lineage: Eukaryota; Viridiplantae; Streptophyta; Magnoliopsida; Poales; Poaceae. Gene Ontology annotation, molecular function: trehalose-phosphatase activity. The coding region runs from base 126 to 1421 and encodes 431 amino acids.
GCCUCCCCACCGCCCACACCAAUCAUCGCCGGCCUCGAUUCUCUCCGGUCACUGCCUAGUCAGCGUUCUUCUUCUUGUUGUUUCCUUCCGUAGAUCGAUCACGAUCAGCACGUGAGUUCCGAGCGAUGGCGAAGCCGAGCGUGGGAGUCUCGGAGGUGGGCGUCUCGGCUGCGCCGGCGCAGGCGGCGUGCCCCUGCCCGGGGACGCUGUUCCCGUACCCGCCGCCGCGCGGCGCCGGGAUCGCCGCCUCCGUGCGGCGCAAGUGCCUGCAGGUGGAGCUCGGCGCCGGGGCGGGCGGCGCGUGGGGCGCCCUCGAGUCCAUGCGCGCGUCGUCGCCCACGCACGCCAAGGCCGCGGCGGCCCUCGCCGCCGGCGUGGACGUGGACGACGAGCGCGCGGCGUGGAUGGCGCGGCACCCGUCGGCGCUGGGCAAGUUCGAGGAGAUCGUGGCGGCGUCCGAGGGCAAGCGCAUCGUGGUGUUCCUGGACUACGACGGCACCCUGUCGCCCAUCGUCGACGACCCCGACGCCGCCUUCAUGAGCGAGACGAUGAGGAUGGCCGUGCGCAGCGUCGCCAAGCACUUCCCGACGGCGAUCGUCAGCGGCCGGUGCCGCGACAAGGUGUUCGAGUUCGUGAAGCUGGCGGAGCUCUACUACGCGGGGAGCCACGGCAUGGACAUCAAGGGCCCGGCCAAGGCCGCCUCUUCCCGGCACGCAAAGGCCAAGGUGACCACUCGCUCCGCAGCCCACCUCGCGCGGCCUCUUCCAUCAGGCGGUUGGUUGUGGUUCACAAGACUAAAGGCGCCGCUUUUUGGCUCCCCUCCCAUCCAUGAUUAUUUCCGUGCAGGCGAAGGGCGUCCUGUUCCAGCCGGCGAGCGAGUUCCUGCCGAUGAUCGAGGAGGUGCACGAGCGCCUGGCCGAGGCGACGCGCUGCAUCCCCGGAGCCAAGGUGGAGAACAACAAGUUCUGCGUGUCCGUCCACUUCAGAUGCGUCGACGAAAAGAUGUGGGGCGAGCUGUCGGAGGCGGUGAAGGGCGUGCUUCGGGGUUACCCGAAGCUGCGGCUGACGCAGGGGCGGAUGGUGCUGGAGGUGCGGCCGGGCAUCAAGUGGGACAAGGGCAGGGCGCUCGAGUUCCUGCUCGAGUCGCUGGGCUUGGCCGAAUGCGCCAGCGUCCUGCCCGUCUACAUCGGCGACGACCGCACCGACGAGGACGCCUUCAAGGCCCUGCGGCGGCGCGGGCAGGGCGUGGGCAUCCUCGUGUCCAAGCACCCCAAGGAGACGGCCGCCUCCUACUCGCUCCGGGAGCCCGCCGAGGUCAUGGACUUCCUGCUGCGCCUCGUCGAGUGGAAGCGGCUCUCCAGGGCGAGCCUCAGGCACAGGCUCCUGCAAUGACCACUCUUCUUCGCUCUUGUACCCUAUAAGCCUGGACAAUGCUACCACUGAUUGUCAGUUUUUUUUUUGCGAGGGCUGAUUGUUAGUUGUACCAUCUCGUGGAGUGCGCGAGAGCUCGAUCUGUUUUUAUCUCUAUUCUUCUUGUUUCCCGAGGGCCCGAUCGAACGGGUGUAUGAUGACAAGGAAUGUACAUUAUGUAGAUGAUGAUAUUAUAAAUAUACAUACUCCCUCCGUUCCAUGAAGAAUGUAAUUCUGAAAUUUUUUUGACA